AGAUGUCAGAGCUGGCUCCAGUUGGGCUAGGAGUGACUUUAUAGAGGAUGGCGCCUAAGUUAGGCAUGCCCAUUUCCUCACCAGGGCUCCUAAAAGACUAGCCCAAUAUAUCCUCAUCUCUUUGGGGAUUAAAACCCAUGAUCCUCAGUUCCUCAGAGAACUGAAAGUAGCAACGAGGAAUCCAGUAAUUCCUGUUAUCUACAGGCUUUAUAAGUCGGUGAAGCCUGCAGUGGUGGCCAGAAUCCUGCACUCUGAGCACUGCUGUCUUCUCAAGGAGUCCUGAAGCCACAUCAGCGUCAGGAUGUCGCAGCGGCUGGCCCCUCUGCUACUUCUCCUCCUCUCCAUCCACAGCGUCCUGGCCCUGAGGAUCUGCUCCUUCAAUGUGAGGUCCUUUGGGGAAAGCAAGAAGAGAGACCAGAACGCCAUGGAUGUCAUUGUGAAGAUCAUCAAACGCUGUGACAUCAUGCUCCUGAUGGAAAUCAAGGACAGCAACAACAUGAUCUGCCCCAUGCUGAUGGAGAGGCUGAACGGAAACUCAAGAGCCAUAACAUACAGCUAUGUGAUUAGCUCUCGGCUUGGAAGAAACACAUAUAAAGAACAAUAUGCCUUUGUCUACAAGGAAAAGAUGGUGUCUGUGAAAAAAAGCUACCUCUAUCAUGACUUUCAGAAUGGAGACGUGGAUGUGUUUUCCAGGGAACCUUUUGUGGUCUGGUUCCAGUCGCCCCACACCGCUGUCAAGGACUUCGUGAUUGUCCCCCUGCACACCACCCCCGAGACAUCCAUCAAAGAGAUUGACGAGCUGGCUGAUGUCUACAUGGAUGUGAAACGCCGCUGGAAGGCAGAGAAUUACAUUUUCAUGGGUGACUUCAACGCCGGCUGCAGCUAUGUCCCCAAGAAGGCCUGGAAGAGCAUCCGCUUAAGGACUGACCCCAGAUUCGUUUGGUUGAUUGGGGAUCGGGAGGACACCACCGUCAAGAGCAGCACCAGCUGUGCAUAUGACAGGAUCGUACUUAGAGGACCACAGAUUGUCAGCUCUGUUGUUCCCCAGUCAAACAGCGUCUUUAACUUCCAGAAAGCUUACAAGUUGACUGAAGAGGAGGCCCUGGACGUCAGCGAUCACUUUCCAGUCGAAUUUAAGCUACAGUCUUUAAGAGUCUUCACCAACAGCAAAAAAUCUGUCUCUCGAAGGAAGAAGACAAAGGCCAAAAGCCCAUAGAUACAAGGGCCCUAUUUUGUUAACCAUUUCUUGCCUCUAAAUAAAACAGCUCUAACAG
Molecule: messenger RNA, 1274 nt
Organism: Carlito syrichta (Philippine tarsier)
Lineage: Eukaryota; Metazoa; Chordata; Mammalia; Primates; Tarsiidae
Gene: DNASE1L3
Product: deoxyribonuclease 1 like 3
Exons: 8
Coding region: 302-1216 (304 amino acids)
Biological process (GO): programmed cell death involved in cell development; apoptotic DNA fragmentation
Cellular component (GO): nucleus
Molecular function (GO): DNA nuclease activity
Source: RefSeq, a predicted model, not a curated record